Messenger RNA from Podospora pseudopauciseta, 432 nucleotides. RefSeq lists its product as uncharacterized. Bases 1 to 432 code for a protein of 143 amino acids. The transcript has a single exon. The record is from RefSeq and is a predicted model, not a curated record. NCBI's taxonomy places the organism in Eukaryota, Fungi, Ascomycota, Sordariomycetes, Sordariales, Podosporaceae.
AUGAGCGACGACCUCUGUACGCUCUGCUUGAGCCUCUCCACCACGAUACAUGAAGCAUUCACAGAUGAAGCCGAGGCUACACCAUUAAGCCCCCUCUGGCACAAGACUCUCGGCGAGGUGCACACCUCCUCCUUCACCUGCAGGUUUUGUGUCAUCGUUAUAAAGGGGUGGUCGCAGUCCAGAGUUGUCCAGGUGGAGAGAGCAACUCUCGAGGCCGAUUAUGACGCUGAACACCCGCCAGCGGACCUUCACCGUCCCAUUCACGAGAUUCCGGCUUAUCGAAACGAAGCGGAGCUCGAGAUAUCCCUGGAGAAGUUACCGCGGUAUCUCGAUGAUGGACGCAGACUGACGAACCGCUGGGCUGUUGUGUGCAACUGUAAUGUGAAAAGUAGCACCUCUUCGAUGUGCAUCCAAGCCUUCGGGCACAUCUGA